Molecule: messenger RNA, 198 nt
Organism: Prunus armeniaca (apricot)
Lineage: Eukaryota; Viridiplantae; Streptophyta; Magnoliopsida; Rosales; Rosaceae
Source: the annotation of a GenBank genome assembly
AUGUCUUCCAUUGGGGCUAGCUAUGCUGGGGUUUAUGUGAUGCAGAAGCGACAGAAGGAGAAAAUGGAGAAGAAGGAAGACGAAACUAGAGGGAAAGGAGAGAGCAGUACAGCAAAGGAGGGCAAAGUCUCUGCACCUGGGAGGACCAAAAAGGUCCAUGCAGAGAAUUUUCAGGCCUCGGACACUACCCGUCCCUAG